Mycena citricolor is the source of this 221-nucleotide messenger RNA. The record is from the annotation of a GenBank genome assembly. Lineage: Eukaryota; Fungi; Basidiomycota; Agaricomycetes; Agaricales; Mycenaceae.
ACGAGCCGGCGUUCGGUCGGGACAACCAGCUUGUGGCGGCCAUCUGGAUGCUUGCGCCAGAGCGUGCCAUCGGAGAGCUCGCGGGGACGCUCAAGUGUGUCCAGCCACUGGCGUACUAGAUGGACGCGGUAAUCUGCAAGGCGGUUGGACUCAGAACGGGGAACGGAAUCGUAGGAAAAGGGGGGCAGUGGGACUUCUUCGGGAAUGACCUCGGCGGCGAG